Molecule: messenger RNA, 4087 nt
Organism: Hylaeus volcanicus
Lineage: Eukaryota; Metazoa; Arthropoda; Insecta; Hymenoptera; Colletidae
Product: elongation of very long chain fatty acids protein 7-like
Exons: 7
Coding region: 1145-1999 (284 amino acids)
Biological process (GO): fatty acid elongation, polyunsaturated fatty acid; sphingolipid biosynthetic process; fatty acid elongation, monounsaturated fatty acid
Cellular component (GO): endoplasmic reticulum membrane
Molecular function (GO): fatty acid elongase activity
Source: RefSeq, a predicted model, not a curated record
UAAUUUCAUUAAUUUUUAAUCGCGACGCCAUCGUGUGCCAUAAAUUGUUCCUUCAAGGGUGUUUUUAUCGCCAGAAAUUUGCAUUUCAGUCACAAUAAACCGUGUUAACGAAAUGCUUAGUAUUUAAUUGUUGUUAUCGUUGAAUAGGAUGUAUAAUUCUGACAAACAAUUCCAAAUGCUCGCAUGCAUAAUUAAUAAUAAAAACCACGGUAACGAUCAUGGUAAUCGUGUGGAAUUUUCGAUCGUCAAAAGUCAUGAGUUGUACAAUGACCGAUAAAUUGCAAAAUAGAACGAAAUCUCGUUAACAUAAUGCGAGCGCCGAAAGCCUCUCGUAUAAACAUGCCAACGUUAUUCUCUCGCACUUCAUCGUUUUGUUUUCGACAAGCUACAUCGAAUAAUAGAAUUAAAUUCGUUCAUUCGUUUCGUUCAUUAUCGUCUAUGCUUUUCUUCCCCAGGAACAAUAAAAUUUCGUUUGAUUUCAUAAGGAUGUUGCUGUUUUAUUUCACAGUUAUUCUAUGUGUAAACAUGUCAUUAAGAUAUGAAAAACAAAAGAAAUGUAGUUUAAAAAUUGAUUUGAGUUUCGGGUCUGUUGCAGUACAGUCCUUAUAAAUUUCAAAAGUGAUUUCAAACUUCUAAUGUACAUAUUAGAGGAAGACUCAAAACUAUAGAGUCAAAAAUACUUCAAAGAUUAAAAAAAAGAAAACACUUCAGACGACUAAAAAACACUCCAUUCAUUUCAAUACGGUUCUUAACCACUAUUAUUUUCAUAUUUCGAAUUUGCCCUAAAUACCGAUUCACUUUAGAGCUUUAAAAGAAUAAUUUUCCUCGGUAGUGUAUCGAAUAAAACAACCCAUUUUGACGCAGUGGGUCGAGGUUUAAUGCGAAAGUGCAACGAUCAGACGUAAUCGAUAGUAAAUAUGCAAAUAAUAUGCUUCACUGUACAGGUCUUGAACGUGUUUCUUUAUCGUAUUAAGAUAGGGUGUGCGAGAAACCCUUUACAGGGAAUCGGGCUUGUGUGCUACGUUCCUGUCUCCGAGUCACUGCUAGGGGUGCUUGCCCUGCGGAUGAACUUAGACAGUAGGUUGCUGCCGCGAAAGACGGUGUUAACGUCGAUAGUCACCAUUCGAAGCGUUCAGUAACCCGAAUGUCAGUCGAUAUCUGCAAACUCGACGGCCAGGAUGGGAAAGGUCUCCCAAUUAACGUGCCACAGAACGUGGGACUCCUGGAAACGUAUCGUUACGUCAUGGAGGACGCAGCAGAUCCUAGAGUCGGGGAUUGGUUUUUAAUGGGCAGCCCAUUCCCAUUGUUAGGAAUUACAUCCCUUUAUCUGGCGUUCGUUCUUCGUCUCGGACCACUUUAUAUGAAAAACCGAAAGCCGUUCAGUCUGAACACAGUCAUGAUUUUCUACAACAUAUUUAUGGCGAUCGCGAGCGCUGCUGUAUUCAACGGGCUGCUUACGUCUGGCUUUACUACAAAAUUGUCUCUUGGCUGUGAGCCACACGUUGUUUCGUACGAUCCCGAGUCUCUUCGCAUGGCUCGUUGGAUAUGGAGGCUCUUAAUGUUGAAAGUCUUCGAGCUGAGCGAUACCGUCAUCUUCAUUCUGAGAAAGAAGUACAAUCAAGCAUCCUUCCUCCACGUUUAUCAUCAUACGUCAACCGUUCUACUUUCGUGGAUAGCGUGCAAAUUUGUCCCAGGCGGGAUGUGGACGUUCGCGAUUAUGCUAAACUGCAUAGUGCACGUGAUUAUGUACACCUAUUAUCUCCUUGCCUGCUUGGGUCCAGAAAUGCAAAAGAGGAUCGCGCCUUGGAAACAAUACAUUACGGGAUUACAAAUGGUCCAGUUUGUGAUCAUGGUAUGCCACACGUUUCAAGCUCUGCUGCCGUCCUGCGAGCCAAAUCGAAAACCAGUGGCUUACAUCUAUAUGUCCCAGAUCCUCACUAUGUUCUACAUGUUUUGCGACUACUACAAGAAAUCGUAUCUCAGAAAAAAGACCGAGUAACGCUUCGACGAGUAUCAUGGCGAGCGAAGUCUCGAAUCGAUUCGCAAUUAACAACUAGAGAUUAAUUCAUCGUUGAACUAUAGGAUCUCAAUACACGUAUAACGUUUCGCGUAUCCAUCGUGCGCCCCGGAAAGCUUAUGUAAUUACGACGAUACGUGGAUCAUGCAUAUUAACUCGAACGUUUCCAGAAUGUAGCGCUUACGAUCAUAGGAACGACUUGUUGCUCGUAACAGGAAGUCUUUGAUAUAAUCAGUGAGACUACCGAACGAAAAUCUUUUCAAACAAUUCUGUUUCAGAAUACAAUAACAUGUAAGGUGGCAGUUGCUAUCUUUCCACCCAUUUUACCCUGAAGGCAGUUUUUAUCGCGUUCGUGGAAACCCUCAAAGCUUUUCGCGAGACAAAUGCAGGCUUGGAUUAGAAAAUUUAUUUAAAAUUAAGUUUCUAAAAUACUGGAAAACGAUAUUAAGUAUUGGCUGCAUUAUUUUAGUAGAGACACAAUUGUCAAAGCAGCAGAGUUAAUAUAAUACAAGAAGAGAAAUUAUUGGUUAUAAAAAAAGAAGUUAAUAUACUACAAUUUCACGCAAAAGUUUUUUGGGAAAUUGAUCUGUGUACGAAUAUAUUCUACACCCACUGUAUGCUAUCUUCAAGAAAAUCUAAUUAUUCUCCCCAGCGUUUACAUUAAUUCCAGUACGAGAAGCGCGGUUGAUUGUCAGUUUAAUUUCAUCGCGUCGAACCAGUUCAUCCGUUUCCUCGUAUAUUUGUUAUUAAAACUCGCCGUGAACGUCACGAGGAUUAAUUUUAUUCAAAUAACCACCUUUUCUCGGCAGGUCGUUUCGAGAAGAAUGGCGAUGAGCCGUAUAAUGCUGCCAGCCGCCGUAAAAAUUAUAGACUCCAGCUUUUGUGGCCCGACUCUUCAUUAGCUCUUUCGUCCAGGGAAUCCAGGACGCGUGUCCCGCGUAGUAAUAAUUCCAUGGAAAAAGUCCGAACGGAGCGAUCGCAGCGGCGGAUACAGCGACGCGUCAUUUGAUAUAUCGUACGCGUCGGCGUACACCUGAGAGAUAUUUAUCAGGCACCAAGGAAAAACUGUUUCGACGCGAGACAAACCAUAAUAGAAGAAUAAAAUUCGCGUAUCCGAGUCAGCCCGUGUUUGUUCGCGGGAAUGCUUUUAGUCGGAUUCUUUUUUCAUUGUCUUUCGCCCAUCCUCGUCCCAUCGGCGAAUCGAAACGUAUUACAUUUUGUUGGGCACAAUAUAUCGACAACGGUGACGUUGCUCCGCGAGAUUCUACUCGCAACCGUGAUUUCGUUAUGGGGGUACUUUUUUGUUUCCAACAGUUUCGAAGCAAUUUUUAUGAUUCUUUAAAGGGCAAAGUGAUGGACAAACUUCGGAGAUUUCGUACGUUUAUUUAUACAUGAAUUAUCGCAUAACACCAAUAUUUUUAACGAAGAUAAGAUAUCAUUACUCAUAUUAUUACAAGUAUGACUGUUUUUUAAUUUGCCUAAUAUUAUAGUAGCGAUUAUAAUACAUUUCUAUCGAUUUGAUAAUUAGAAUCAUUAAUAAUGCACGAAUAUCUGCUCCGCUGAUGAAGCUUUUUCUUGUCAGGAUAUAUUCUAAAUGCUUGUACGAUUUCCAAAUAAUUGAAAUUUUUUAACAGUUUUCUUAUUUAAUGUUGUGUUCACCCUUAAUGUUCUCAGCUUUUAAUUCGUUGAUAGACUGUCAGUUCACCUGAGAGUACUUGGACCACUAAGGGUUAAUAUGUCAAGUAAUACUUUAUAGAUUAAGAUCGAAAAUUUAAAAUCUGUUGUUUUAUACUUAUGAAAUUAUUGGGAGAAGUUAUAUUUUAUUUUUCAAAAAUGGGAGAAGCUUAUUCAGCGAACUAAUUCUAGAUAAAUAUAUUCGCCCCUGCAGAUUGAUUUGGUUUUAAUAAAAAUGGCGAUGUAGACGCGGUAUGCGUACGGUAGAAGUAAACAUUGCUAGGAAUAAUCCUAAGGAUUUAUCACUUAUACUUACAAUUAUAGAUUUUAAAGCGAAACUCAUACGAUACAUAUAUAUUUUAUACAUGUAUUAGAGUAACAUACCAAAAUGUUUGU